This is a messenger RNA of Pelmatolapia mariae (spotted tilapia), 762 nucleotides long. RefSeq names its product duodenase-1-like. Gene Ontology annotation, molecular function: serine-type endopeptidase activity. NCBI's taxonomy places the organism in Eukaryota, Metazoa, Chordata, Actinopteri, Cichliformes, Cichlidae. The record is from RefSeq and is a predicted model, not a curated record. Gene Ontology annotation, biological process: proteolysis. The coding region runs from base 1 to 762 and encodes 253 amino acids. The transcript is spliced from 5 exons.
AUGCACGGUCUGCAACUAAUUCUGCUACUCAGUGUUUUGACAUGUCUCAAACAAGCUGCAUGUGGAAGUGACAUCAUUGGUGGGGAGAAAGUCCCAAGGAAGUCAAUGUUGUAUGUGGUCUCAGUGCAAAACAAAAGUGGUCAUAUAUGUGGAGGAUUUCUGAUCACCGAAGACUUUGUUGUCACUGCUGCACACUGUGACAAUGAAUACCCCACACACGUUGUUCUCGGUAACCACAAUCUCAACAAAGGCCAAAAAAUAAGUAUCAAUAAAAAAUUCAAGCCUAGAUUUUAUCUAAAUGUUUUACUGGGUGACGACAUCAUGCUCCUAAAACUUUCUAGAAAAGCUCAGCUAAGCGACAAAGUAAAAAUAAUUCAACUUCCAAAUGCUAAAAUAAACCUAAAAGAAAACGAAGUGUGCAAAGUGGCUGGAUGGGGAAUAACAGAAAAUGGUGCUCUAACCAAUAUACUGAGGGUGGUGGAUGUACCUGUCAUAAACAAGACAGUCUGUAGGAAACAAUAUUCUGUCAAAAAUAUACGUCUGCCCACCAACGUUAUCUGUGCAGGUGGUUACCCCACACACAAGGGAUUCUGCCUGGGUGAUUCAGGUGGUCCUCUGGUGUGCGCAGGAUUAGCUGUUGGUAUUGUUUCUUUUAACAAAGGCAAGUGUAACUACCCUAAAACACCCAAUGUUUAUACAGACAUCUCAAAAUACCUCCCGUGGAUCAAUGCAAUUCUGAAAAACCCAAAUAGUUAUUUGUAA